Balaenoptera musculus (blue whale) is the source of this 4176-nucleotide messenger RNA. It is a transcript of the gene UCKL1, whose product is annotated as uridine-cytidine kinase 1 like 1. Gene Ontology annotation, molecular function: kinase activity; ATP binding. The record is from RefSeq and is a predicted model, not a curated record. NCBI's taxonomy places the organism in Eukaryota, Metazoa, Chordata, Mammalia, Artiodactyla, Balaenopteridae. Bases 2286 to 4043 code for a protein of 585 amino acids. The transcript has 15 exons. Gene Ontology annotation, cellular component: cytoplasm.
CGCCCCUCGCGUCUCGUGGUGGGGGCGGCUCCGGGAGCCGAGCCUGGACCAGCGGAGGGUCCCCGGGGCCUGGCGGUGGCGGGCCCUCGCGGACGGCCGCGGGAAGGGGCCCGUGGGCAGGGCCCGCGUGGGGCCUCGGUCUGUCCCGAGCAGACGGGGCGCCGGGCCAGCGAGCACCCGGGCUGGACUGUGCGCCCGCCGGAUGUUCCUAGAUGGUCAGUUCGUUCCGGGAGCCGCACGGGCUCGGCCUGCCCCACUCGAGGCCGGAGGUCGUGAUGCUGGGCGGCGCGGUGCUCAGUGCCUUCCGACUGCCGGCCAGGCUCCGGGGGAGGGGACCCUGGAGGCUCUGGGGGCUUUGCAGGAGGGGAGGUGGUGGGGGUCACUGUCACCUGGUUGGGGGGGCGGCUUCCGCUGUCAGCCUCGGGCCAGGCCCCAGGGGGUGACGGCUAAGCGGCGCUCGGGCGAGGGCUGGCUCCUCACUUCUGGAUCUGAACCGUCCCUGGGCCAGGGCCAGCGCUGGCCCCAGGUUGGGGCCAAAGGAAACUUUUCCAGCCAGGUACCUGUUCCUGGGAAGUGCCGUGGCCUGGACUGCUUGGGACUGUCUGGGUGCUGCCAGCAGAGCCGCUGGGCAGGCGGGGAGACGGGUCGCAGGGGUGAGCUGCCGGCAGGAAGAGGCUCCCUGGGCCUGGAGGAGCAUCUUGUGUUCCUCUAGGCUCACCCCCUCCUGGGGAGCAGUGACUCCGAGCCUGGCUCAGGGUGAUAGGGUGGAGGAGGGAGGAUCUGAGUCUGUGACACCUAUUAGUUCCAGAGAAUCUGAUGUAGCCUGAGACCACAUAAGCUCUUGAGAAGAACACUCCCUGCAGACACAGAACGGUGGCAGCAGCCGUCUGGCUCUGCCCCGUGCACAGACCGCGUAGUGGGCAUGGGUGCCCCUCACGGGGCCGGGGCGGCAGUGGUCUUCCUCUCCUCGGAGCGUGGUCCUCAGGGGACAGGAGGGGAGCCAGGGCCCAUGGGGUGGCCCUGGAGCUGCCUCUGGACAUCACGGGGAAAUCGCUCCCGUUACACCCUGUCUUCUCUGCGAUGUUCCUCAAGCACGUGCCCUCCCCCUCCGUCCCUGCAUGGCCUGAGGGGGCCAGAGCGGGCUCUGGUCAGUGUCCGGGUGUCUGUGCAGAUGUCUCCAAACCGAGGCUCUCCCCGCCUGACCACGGCUCCGGCUUCGCCUUCCGCAUCAUCGUGGCUGCACGAUGUGGUCGGUCUACCUUGCCGUGGCUUCUUGUGUGCCUGUCCCUCCGGAAGGUCAGUCCGGUGAGGACGGGGACCUCGGCCUACCUUUGCACUGGACAUGCUGGUGGACAAGUGAGCACCUCGCAGUGGUGACAGGGUAUCCCUCGGGCUGUCCCUUGGUGAGGUCCAGGUGGGCACGGGUCUGGGGGCUGCCGCUGGGCGCCUGGAAGGAAGCUGGCUGGACUCACCUAGAGCAGCGAGAAGGAGGGGGUCCCAUAGGGGGAUUUCCAAUGGGGGGGUGGGGACAGUGCAAGUUCCUGGAGCCUGUUGCACCCCUUUAGGGCUGCAGCCCCCCCAGCCCCCCAGUUCUCUCCCUGCUCUGAGAAAGCUGCCCUGAUUUCCCUGUCCCUGAGCCAGUCUGGGACCGCCCCGCCUCCCCAGGCCAGGCCCCAGUGGGCCAGCUCCUCCCUCCUGCUUCUGGCUUCAUUUGACUCAGUCCCCUGGGAAACUUUCCUAAAGCAGGACGGGGCAUCAGGGCUCCUCAGCCCCGAGCCUGAGUGCGGUGGGCAGGGCGGGAGCAGGAGGGAGCAGCUACCGUGGGGCAGGCCUGUUACCCUGAGGCAGCGCCCGGGAGGGGCCCCCUUCAGUGUGCGGACCCCAAGUGAAAUUCUUUCUCCUCUGAGCCCCUGCCAGCCGUCUCCACGUUGAUGUUGUCGGAAGCCGACUAGGAAAGCUGGUGUAUAGGCUGGAUUAAUCACAGGGAGGGGGCCAGGGACCUGGGACAGGAGUGAAUACUGCAGCCGCCCACCCGCGGGCCUGCUCUUCCUCCUGCUGCCAGACUGGGGCGCGGCUGUGUCCCCAGCUGAGCAGUGAGCGCGGGUGGCCUUGGGGGACGAGCUGGAGCCGCCGUGGAAGGGGUGGGGCGGGCAGUUAUUCUCAGAGGAGGCCUCAGCCGGCUAGAGUUUCAGGUUGUUUAUGCCUCUCGGAGGCACCUGGGGGCAGGGGUGCCCAGCUCAGCGCCGCUCCUCGCUGACGGCUUGGCCGGCCGAGAGACACCUCCGAUGUCCCUGUCCCGCUCGGGGGGGGGGGGGGUGCGGGGGUGGGCCCUGCAGUCCCCGGCAGACCAGGGGUCUGGAGCUUUCUCCAGGCUCUUCUGGAGGAGGGGGCACAGUGGUCCUCAGCCAGCCCUGGGUGGGCAGCGUGCCAGCCUGAGCACAGGAGGGGCAGUUCACACCCGAUGCUGGCCUGAGGUCCGCCUGGCUGUCUUCGGCAGCAGCAGCAGCAGCAACGCGGAGUCCUUGGACAGGCUUCUCCCACCCGUGGGCGCCGGGCGCUCGCCCCGGAAGCGCACCACCAGCCAGUGCAAGUCUGAGCCGCCCCUGCUGCGCACCAGCAAGCGCACCAUCUACACGGCGGGGCGGCCGCCCUGGUACAACGAGCACGGCACCCAGUCCAAGGAGGCCUUCGCCAUUGGCCUGGGAGGCGGCAGUGCUUCUGGGAAGACCACUGUGGCCAGAAUGAUCAUCGAGGCCCUGGACGUGCCCUGGGUGGUCUUGCUGUCCAUGGAUUCCUUCUACAAGGUGCUCACCAGGCAGCAGCAGGAACAGGCCGCCCACAACAACUUCAACUUCGACCACCCAGAUGCCUUUGACUUUGACCUCAUCAUCUCUACCCUCAAAAAGCUGAAGCAGGGCAAGAGUGUCAAGGUGCCCAUCUACGACUUCACCACCCACAGCCGGAAGAAGGACUGGAAAACGCUCUACGGUGCAAACGUCAUCAUUUUCGAGGGCAUCAUGGCCUUUGCUGACAAGACACUGCUAGAGCUCCUGGACAUGAAGAUCUUCGUGGACACGGACUCUGACAUCCGCCUCGUGCGGCGGCUGCGCCGUGACAUCAGCGAGCGGGGCCGGGACAUCGAGGGUGUCAUCAAGCAGUACAACAAGUUUGUGAAGCCCGCCUUCGAUCAGUACAUCCAGCCCACCAUGCGCGUGGCGGACAUUGUGGUGCCCCGGGGGAGCGGGAACACAGUGGCCAUCGACCUGAUCGUGCAGCACGUGCACAGCCAGCUGGAAGAGAGGAAGCUGCGCUGGGAUCUGGCCGCGCUGGCCUCAGCGCACCAGUGCCACCCCCUGCCCCGGACGCUGAGUGUCCUCAAGAGCACGCCGCAGGUGCGGGGCAUGCACACCAUCAUCAGGGACCGGGAGACCAGCCGCGACGAGUUCAUCUUCUACUCUAAGAGGCUGAUGCGGCUGCUCAUCGAGCACGCGCUCUCCUUCCUGCCCUUCCAGGACUGCGUCGUGCAGACCCCGCAGGGCCAGGACUACUCGGGCAAGUGCUACGCGGGGAAGCAGAUCACAGGCGUGUCCAUCCUGCGGGCCGGUGAGACCAUGGAGCCGGCGCUGCGGGCCGUGUGCAAGGACGUGCGCAUCGGCACCAUCCUCAUCCAGACCAACCAGUUCACCGGGGAGCCCGAGCUCCACUACCUGCGGCUCCCCAAGGACAUCAGUGACGACCACGUGAUCCUGAUGGACUGCACAGUGUCCACUGGCGCGGCGGCCAUGAUGGCGGUGCGGGUGCUGCUGGACCACGACGUGCCCGAGGACAAGAUCUUCCUGCUGUCGCUGCUCAUGGCGGAGAUGGGCGUCCACUCGGUGGCCUACGCCUUCCCGCGCGUGAGAAUCAUCACCACGGCGGUGGACAAGCGCAUCAACGACCUCUUCCGCAUCAUCCCCGGCAUAGGGAACUUCGGCGACCGCUACUUCGGGACCGACGCCGUCCCCGAUGGCAGCGAUGAGGAGGAAGGGGGCUCUGCGGGGUAGCCGCCCACCCCGCCCCCAACCCCUCCUGCUUCCCCGGGGCUUACAGAGUAGAGAUGCUAACUUAUUUGAAUUAAAAAACGUGUUACCGGUGUACCUUGUCUAAAUAUUUUGUAAAAUAAAACUUGAAAAUGAA